Messenger RNA from Plasmopara halstedii, 849 nucleotides. RefSeq lists its product as uncharacterized. The record is from RefSeq and is a predicted model, not a curated record. Lineage: Eukaryota; Oomycota; Peronosporomycetes; Peronosporales; Peronosporaceae. The coding region runs from base 1 to 849 and encodes 282 amino acids. The transcript has 2 exons.
AUGAGCUUCUUCGACUGCACCGAGCAGGAAGCACAGUGGCGUCAAGAGCGCGAGGAUCUAAACAGAAAACUCCACGAAAACGGUAAGCAGUUUCUUGAUCGUAAGGGUAUUGAAAAGACAAGACAGAAAUUUCGACUUGGUCCAACGCUCGAAUCCAAACGAUACAUAUUCUCCUCUGAUAGUGAUGGCGUUGCAAUUAUCUGUUUGCCAAUCCCCAAAAUGAUGGCUAAGCGUUGCUAUGCGAUAGGCAAAGAAUUGACAGAGUUGUUACCACGCGAGCGUGAAACUGGUAACGCUGUGGCUUACGUAACACGUCUCGAACUCAUGCAUGUUACACUAUUCCACACAUCGCAUCCAAACGAUAUCGCACCAAAUGCGAGGCGUCACUUUCCUCAAGAUGUGGCUCAACUUAAGACCAUGUGUACUCGCAUCGCACCGUUUCGAAUGAUACCUGUGAAAGUACUUAUGACGUCAACGGGGGCUAUUGUCAUGUUAUUUGAAUGCCUAUCAUCAAUUGAAAAGCUAAGCAACCAACUUAUCAAUAUGCAUGCCGAAUAUUCGAUCGAUUACAUCCGCCACGCCGCUAAAAAGACGUUUUCGUACAUUCCAAAAACAGACACACGUGUGAUUAUUCAUUCAACGCUAGGUCGAAUAUUGUCACCUGACGUUCAUGAUAAUGACUUAGCCCGCCUGCACGCUCGGUGCGAAGAAAUUUCAAUUCAAUUGGCAGCCGAUCCUCAGCCAGUGCUAUUCGAUAGACUUUGGUUUGUAGAAGAAACACACUUUUUGUCUUUGCUCGGCCCCAAAACUGAAAUCCCGCUGCUUGGCGAUCGGUAUCUUUCAAAUUAA